CAUUGAUAAAAAAAAAAAACAAACGAAGCGAUUUUUGCGCACGAUGGCAGACCCUCGAAUUCGGCAAAUUAAAAUCAAGACCGGCGUCGUAAAGCGCAUUGCUAAGGAGAAAGUGGUUUAUGAAAAGGAGGCCGAGCAACAAAAGAACAGGGUACAAAAGAUUAAAGACGAGGGCCAGAACGAACACAACAUCCGAAAACAAGAGGAGGUUCUGCAGGAGUGCCUUAUGAUGGUCCCUGACUGUCAAAGACGAUUGGCAAAAGCAUUCGCAGAUCUAAAGAAUACUCUAGAAACAGAGGCAGACCUCAAGGACCACCAGGACUACCUCACGGCUCAGCAAGUGCUAAAAGACGCCGAGUGCCAACUCGUAGCAGCUUCUUAAACGCAUACCUAACUAUUUUUAAUUAUUUAAUAUAAUCGUUACAAUCAUGGCUUAUUAUAAAGAAAAUUUUGAUAACCGGAAUUCAACA
This is a messenger RNA of Cydia amplana, 470 nucleotides long. It is a transcript of the gene Tbca, whose product is annotated as tubulin-specific chaperone A. Lineage: Eukaryota; Metazoa; Arthropoda; Insecta; Lepidoptera; Tortricidae. The record is from RefSeq and is a predicted model, not a curated record. The coding region runs from base 44 to 382 and encodes 112 amino acids. The transcript is spliced from 2 exons. Gene Ontology annotation, molecular function: beta-tubulin binding. Gene Ontology annotation, cellular component: cytosol; microtubule cytoskeleton. Gene Ontology annotation, biological process: post-chaperonin tubulin folding pathway; tubulin complex assembly.